AUGCCAUAUCAUGUAUAUAAGGCCAUCACUACACAACCGCUACGAAAGAUUCAUCAGCCUCUUAAAGGAUGGCUCGCAGACAAGGCAAUUCAUCCUGUUGGAUGUGUUUGCCUUCCAACCCAGUACAAGAACCGAAAAAUAGAUCUGCUGUACCUUGUUGUGCAUGGAGAGUUUACACCCCUGUUGAGUUGUGAAGCCUGCCUAGACUUAGAGGUGCUCAAGUUUAUGAAUCUUGACCUGAUAGACACACCAGAAAGACUGGCCGAGGAGACCACACAAGGGAAUGGCAACAAGCCGAAUGCAGAAUUGUUGGUAGAAGAUCCGGUUCUAUCCCAGUACCAAGAUUGUUUUAGUAACAAACCGGGAAGACUGCCAAACAAGGUACACCUAGAGAUAGAUCCAUCAGUGCCUGCAGUAGUCCACCCCCCUAGGAAGAUCCCCAUAUCCCUGCUUGAACCGACAAGAGAAAAACUCCAAGAGAUGGAACAAGAUGGGAUUAUCGUUAAAGAAGAAGAGCACACACCGUGGGUGUCUUCAAUGUUGGUUGUUGACAAACGAAAAGAGAAGGACAGAGCCAACCCACCAUCUAAAGACAGUGUCCGUAUCUGCAUCGAUCCCAGGGAUCUGAAUAAGGCCCUCAAGAGGCCACACUACCCCAUGGUCACUGUUGAGCAAGUUGCCAAUCGCCUUUCUGGAGCUACAAUGUUCACCACACUGGAUGCAUGCAGUGGAUACUGGCAGGUGGAGGUAGAUGAGGAAAGCUCGAAACUUCUGACAUUCAACACACCUUGGGGACGGUAUAGAUUUACACGGCUGCCAUUUGGAAUUUCAUCUGCUCCUGAGAUAUACCAACGAGAGAUGGACAGGCUCUUCACUGGAGUUGCAGUUGAAAUAAUUGUUGAUGAUUUUUUAAUCCAUGGAAAAGAUAUAAGUGAUGUUGAUAGGAAGAUGAUAGCAGUACUUGAAAGAAGCAGAGAGGUGGGCCUGAAAUUUAAUCCAAAGAAGAUCAAGCUUCGAGUUCCAGAAGUAAGCUAUGUCGGACAUGUGUUCACAUCCGAGGGUUUGAAACCAGAUCCUGAGAAAGUGCGUGCAAUUAGUGAGAUGCCACCCCCAUCAGACAAAGAUGGCGUGCAGCGAUUCUUAGGAAAAAUCAACUACUUGGACAAGUUCAUUGAACACAAAGCUGAUCUGCAAGGCCCAAUCUCCCAGCUGACCCAGCAAGUAGCAGUUUUCACCUGGGAGAAGCCUCAACAAGAGGCAUUCGAGAAGCUCAAAGCUGUGAUCACCCAUGCACCAGUGUUGGCCUAUUUUGACAAUCACAAACAGACCAUUCUGAAUGUAGAUGCGAGUAGCACUGGCCUUGGUGCAGUCAUCAUCCAAGAGGGUAAGCCGAUUGCCUUUGGUUCAAAGACUUUGUCGUCUUGUGAGCAGAGAUAUGCUAACAUUGAAAGAGAGUUGUUAGCUAUACUAUGGGGAGCAGACAAGUUCCACACGUAUGUAUAUGGCAGGAGAGUGAUUGUAGAAACUGAUCACAAACCAUUGGAGGCAAUUUUUAGGAAGCCCCUAAAUGAAUGCCCACCACGAUUGCAGAGAAUGCUUCUGAAGCUAACCAAGUAUGAUUUGGAUGUGAGAUAUGUCCCAGGCAAGAAACAAAUCAUCUCUGAUUGUUUGAGUAGAGCCCCACUCACUGACACUACGCCAGUAAGUGAACCAGAGGAUGUGAUUGGAAUCAAUCUGAUUGAAAAUCUGGGAAUUGAGAAUUCCACAUUAAAGAAAUUCAGAGAUGCAUCAAGUAACGAUGAAACCUCAAGAGUAGUAAUGGAAUAUGUCCUAGAGGGUUGGCCAGAAGACAAGGAUCAGGUUGACGAACUGGCAAGAGAAUACUGGAAUUACAAGGAAGAGCUUAGUGUUGAAGAUGGUUUGCUGUUCAAAUCUGAUAGAAUUGUAGUACCAAGAUCCAUGAGAGCUGAAGUACUUGAAGAUAUACAUGGAGCACACAUGGGUGAGAGUAAGAGUCUGAGUUUGGCAAGAGACUAUGUCUUUUGGCCCUCCAUGACUGCCCAUAUUAAGGACCGAGUACGUUCAUGUCAGAUUUGUAAUGCAUUCCGCAACCAACAGCAGAGAGAAACCCUACAUCCACAUGACCUUCCAGGUCUACCGUGGCAGGUUGUUGGAACUGACCUUUUUGAAUUUGCUGGCCAUUCCUACUUGAUUGUGGUUGAUUUCUAUUCGAAGUAUUUUGAAGUUGAACUACUUCGGCAGUCCACUGCCAUGUGUGUUGUCAACACCUUGAAGCAAAUCUUUGCAAGAUUUGGCAUUCCAGCCAAAGUGAUCAGCGACAAUGGCCCACAAUACAGUAACACCCGCAAUAUUUUCAGUACUACCCAUGAGUUUAAGCAGUUUGCAGAAGCUUGGGGAUUCCAGCAUGUAACCAGCUCACCCGAGUAUCCCCAGUCCAAUGGUGCUGCGGAACGAGCUGUCCAGACUGCAAAGCGAAUCUUUAAGAAAGCAGCAGCAGAGAAUAAAGACCCAUUUGAAGGUUUAUUAAAGUAUAGAAAUACACCUUUUGACGACAUAGGUGUCUCACCUGCCCAACUACUCAUGAGUAGGCGUACACGUUCAACACUACCUACCCAUCGACGUUUGUUGGUACCUCACCCAGUAGACCCUCACAGAGUGGUAAAAGCAUUAGCCCAUCGACAAGCAAGUUCACAGAUGAGCUAUGAUCAACACAGCCGGGACCUUCCCCCUUUGGAAGUUGGGGACAAAGUUAGAGUUCGUGUAAACAAAGAUAAAGAAUGGUGUAAAGCAGAAGUCCUGCCAAGGUCAUAUGUAGUUGAAGAUGAGAAAGGACGUGUAUUUCGAAGAAAUCGAAGGCACAUCAUUUCUGUCCCGAAGGACACACCCAUGAAUCCGAAGAUGCCAGUGGCUCCCACAUACAUGAGUCCUCAACCUCAAGUGGUCGCUAGGAAUGCGCAGAUCAAUGAACCGCCAAGUCCAUUGAAAGUACAGGAAGAUCAGAGAGAAACAGAAGCACAUUCACCCAUCAGAACAAGAGCUGGUCGUGAAGUGAAGAAGCCACAAAGACUUAUUGAACAAUGUUAA
Nematostella vectensis (starlet sea anemone) is the source of this 3105-nucleotide messenger RNA. RefSeq lists its product as uncharacterized. The transcript has a single exon. Gene Ontology annotation, biological process: DNA integration. Bases 1 to 3105 code for a protein of 1034 amino acids. Gene Ontology annotation, molecular function: nucleic acid binding. Lineage: Eukaryota; Metazoa; Cnidaria; Anthozoa; Actiniaria; Edwardsiidae. The record is from RefSeq and is a predicted model, not a curated record.